CGAUCUACCGUUCGAAGAGAUUAUAUCUAGGAUAUUAUCUUAUCUUAUGAUACAACUAACCUCAGUAGUUUACUGUGGAGUGGACGUUGUACCAAGCACGCCUUAAAGUGUGGAUUCAUUAAAGGAGUCCACGUGUUAUCCAAAAAAAAAAAAAGGGAAAAAAAAGGAGAGAAAAAAUCCACCUCCUCUGGGAAAGAGGCUGAGCUUCUACCUGGUUACUUUAUUUAUAAAGGAAGAAGAAGAUGUACGAAGAGAGAUGGUCUGAUUUCUACUAUCCGACAGAUAAUCAGAACGAUAAUCAAGAUUGUCAAAAUUCUUUCCAAUUUUUGAACUGCGAUGCCAAUGCUAAUAAUGAGGAUUACUGCGCCGUCAGGAGCACCCUGGUAACUUCGGCCAGUCGUGGCACCCUUUCUCCUAUAGCCUACACAGCCUGCAACAUGAUUGGCACCGAAAAUCCCUUUGGAAGAUGGAUACCUGACGUUCUGUGUUACUCCACAUUACCCGCCAUCAACCAUUUGGGCAUCGAGACCGCACCCGUAUCCAAUUCGGACAGGGAAGACGACCUGUUGUCCACCACCAGCGUGUCUCCGGUGGACUUGCAACCCCCCAGCGAUCCCGUACCCGUACCUCCUCCCGCCGUGGCACCUUCGCCCCACCAGGCAUCGCCGGCUCUACCCACAGAAGCGGUGGCAGAUCCGUCCCUGUCCCAUCAACCCAAACUCAACCUCAACCUCUCCCUUCUGGCCAACGACAGCUCUUCGGGUCUGGCACUCAGGACUAACGGAGAGAUGGGUGCUGCCUCCGCAUCCUCCGACUCCUAUUCGGCAAUCAGAGAAGAAGAGGUCCUCCCGGAGAACGAGGAGCAGAAUUCGGACGGUCACAGCGGCGACACCACUUCCCAAAACGGCGAUCAACCCCCCAAAAAACGUAAGAGGCGCGUGCUCUUCUCCAAGGCUCAAACGUACGAGCUGGAAAGACGCUUCAGGCAGCAACGUUAUCUGUCGGCUCCCGAACGAGAACACUUGGCCAGCAUCAUCCGGCUGACCCCCACUCAAGUCAAAAUCUGGUUCCAGAACCACCGCUACAAGACCAAGAGGGCGAGGCAGGAGAAGGGACUGGACGUCAACCCCUUACCUUCGCCUCGUCGCGUGGCCGUACCCGUUCUGGUCAGGGACGGAAAGCCUUGCCAACCCCCCGUAGGGGGCAAGAACGUUCAGGAAGCGGGAGGGCCCCAGCUACAGACUGCCGUGUCCCUGCCUUCGGUGGCCACCAUGGCGGGUUUGGGCACCGUAGGAUCCUUCGGAAUGAACGUGGUGGCACCCAACUAUCCCCUGAUCCACCAACCGCGAUGGUGGUGACUGUGACGUUACCGGAAAGCUUCACCAGUGCCUUUUUAUCACUGCACACAAGUUUUUAUCCCGACGACUCAAAAAAUAAACUCAGGACUAAAGGUUAAAGGUUAUAAUUUAUAAACCUGAAGAUACGACUGUUCGAAUCGUUUAAGACAAUUAUUCUUAAGCUCCGUGGAGAGCGGAAGCGUCGAAUUUGGUUCCAAAAUAUUCCAAAAUAACGAAAAGAAAAAGAAAAGAAUUCAAAAAUUCUGCUAGUCAUCUUCACCGUUCGAAACUCUAGUCAGCUUCAAUAAUACUUUCGAGUGUACAUAUGCUAUAACAAAACGACCGGAAACACUACGAAAUGAAUAAUUAUCCGCAAGAUUCUCCUUCAGAGAACACUCUUCACAUCCGAACAAAGCUAAAGAGUCACUUCUGAAGACUAUAAAACAUCCAAAAAAUUAAUUUUAGAAGCUCUCAUCUUAGAAUUUUCAUCCGCAUCACUAGCAUCUUUGUGUUCCAGGUGAUGUUUCGCGUAUUGUUUUAUCGUUUCCCUUUAUUCCCUACGCAUUUAUUUGUAAAGCAUGCAUUUAGUUUCUUUUUUUUUACUCUCUUUCUUACGGUUUCUUUGCAUUUAAUUUCGUUUUAAUAGUCUCAUUGGCGUCGAACGGACCGACUCCUUCCGAAACUCGCUGGAUUUCGAUUUAAAUUAUUUUUCAGACGUAACUAAUUCCUAGCUAAGGAUGCAGAUAAGGAGCUAAAUUAAGACGAGGGAUACUGGGGGGUGGGGGAGUGAGCCUUUGGUUAAUCGAAAGUGUUACGUCAUACACAAAAACUUAAUUUCCAAGAGAUUCGAGCACUACGGCACUCCUUUUGUGUUACUUAAAGCACCAAAAAAGCGUUUGAAAACAGCGGUUUAACAAGAGACGAACUGAUUGAUGGAGCUACUUAACAAGAUUCCUUUGUCACCAUCCAAGAGUUCGAACACGCUCCUUUCAAAGCGCGGAAGUUUACCUCGGGCAACUGCAAACUUCUCCUUUCACCCCCACACAGUAAGGAAGUUUUGCAAACAAGAAACCGGAGGAGGAACGAAGGGGGAAGAGAGGGAGAGACAGAGAGAGAGAGAGAGGAGGUGUUUUAAUAAUUUGCAAAGACAAAAACCAAUGCUUCUGCUCCUCUGAUCCCUGGCGGCUAUACCCUGUUAGAUAAGGCUGUUUAACGCAUCCGGUUGUCGGUAAGAUAAGGCUCAGCAAUAACUAGACACUUGCUUCCGAUCAUUCGUUUACCCCUCGUUUUGUUAACAUCGGACCCGAGCUCCUCUCUACUUCCUCCCCCUACCUCCCCCCUUUCGUCUAAUGGCCCAGGCGCUUUUUAAUUUCCAUCCAAACUUUCCCCCUCCUGGAUGCCUUAAACCAUCUGGCCGUAUUUUUAUCGGAUAAAACGUCGGCGCCAGCAGUUAACAGUUCCUGCGAGGUAGAGGUUGUGGCACAUCCCUAGGCCCGUGUGGCUGUUUAAUAAGAAUCGCAUCGAUUGUGGCAAAACCCUUUUCUUCCACAGAUUAUGGCUCCGGAAUGAAAGGAAAGCUUUGAUUAGGCCGAGACGUGACGGAUUUUUUUCUGUAUUUUAAUGCCAAAAAAAACACCCUUUCCUCCUCGCUGACCGACCGGAAUUUCGGUUUCCAUCCAAAUUUAAAUUGGCACGACCCAAAAUUCACUAAAAAUUUGACCGGUUUCUCUUUCCUCCUCGCUCGGGACGAGAUGACAAAAUUAAACAUCAGACCCCCCUCCUCCCGCAUAAUUUUGCUCCUUAAGAAAUUAGGAAACUUCGGGACACAUCACGAGUUCCAAAAGUUUCGUUUAGGUCUAAUUUAGGACCAUCUUUCAGCCAAUUUUUUGUCUUUCCAAAGCGUGAAAGAUAGAUCGAAACGACCUUCUACCAUCCGUAACUAGUAAUAGUUAGAUAUAGCUAACGUCUACUGUUAUUUGUGCGUGAAAAGUUUAAAAAAAAGUACGUUAGGUAUAUCAAAAAUAAAAGAUAAAAAUACAAUAAAAUAAAAUGUUUUCUUAGCAUGUUAAUCGCAAGUUUAAAAGUUGUACAUUAUUUGAAGAGUGCGAGGAGACGAAAUCGUGUACAUAACUCUGUAAACGAUUAUCAAAUUGUGUAACUUGUUGUCUGAACGGAAGCGUUCUAAUGUAGACAUGUUAUAUCCAAAAAAAAAGAAAGAAAGUCAAUAAAUAAUGUAGUCAAUAAAAUUA
This is a messenger RNA of Centruroides sculpturatus (bark scorpion), 3586 nucleotides long. Its product is annotated as homeobox protein Hox-A3-like. The record is from RefSeq and is a predicted model, not a curated record. Gene Ontology annotation, cellular component: nucleus. Gene Ontology annotation, biological process: regulation of transcription by RNA polymerase II; cell differentiation. The transcript is spliced from 3 exons. NCBI's taxonomy places the organism in Eukaryota, Metazoa, Arthropoda, Arachnida, Scorpiones, Buthidae. Gene Ontology annotation, molecular function: RNA polymerase II cis-regulatory region sequence-specific DNA binding; DNA-binding transcription factor activity, RNA polymerase II-specific. The coding region runs from base 243 to 1358 and encodes 371 amino acids.